GAGAGACCACAUGGGUUGCCUUAGUAACGACCUCUUUCACCUCUGAAGUUGAGACUUAACUCGUUGGUCACUGAAUAUCUGUUGAACAAAGAACCAAGCACAAGAAGCUGUUAAAGAUGAGUGCCAUCUUCAACUUCCAGAGCAUGCUGGUGGUGCUCAUUCUCCUCGUCUGUACAUGCACUUACUUCAGAUCUAUGUUCCCCAAGAUCAUAGACAACUACAAAACGGGGUUGUCGGGAGUGUUCUGGAAGUGUGCUAGGAUUGGUGAGCGUCUGAGCCCGUAUGUGUCCAUAUGCUGUAUAUCAAUGGCUCUCUACUUAGUCUUCUGGACAAGUUAGCGCACAUACAAACAGUUGUAGUAGAUCUAUAAAAUCAUUAUAAAUUUUUACUGUAAUCUUUAUGUCACCCUUUCCUAUUCAAAUAAUUAUAAGACUAAUUAUAUUUCAACAUUG
Molecule: messenger RNA, 452 nt
Organism: Halichondria panicea
Lineage: Eukaryota; Metazoa; Porifera; Demospongiae; Suberitida; Halichondriidae
Product: protein kish-A-like
Exons: 3
Coding region: 117-338 (73 amino acids)
Biological process (GO): protein secretion; intracellular transport
Source: RefSeq, a predicted model, not a curated record